Leguminivora glycinivorella is the source of this 1648-nucleotide messenger RNA. RefSeq lists its product as uncharacterized. The record is from RefSeq and is a predicted model, not a curated record. NCBI's taxonomy places the organism in Eukaryota, Metazoa, Arthropoda, Insecta, Lepidoptera, Tortricidae. Bases 257 to 841 code for a protein of 194 amino acids. The transcript is spliced from 3 exons.
AACUACUUAAAAAUAAGCUUACAAUAAAUAAUACCUACUAAUGAAAUAAUUACAAAAUAUUAAAAGAAAAUAGAACCCAAUUAUAUGAAUAAAUAAAUCCGGGCAUUAUAAAAGAUAAGGGUAGUCAAUAAAACCCUAGUAACGAAAUACCCACAUCUUAAGGGAAAAUAAGCACGAGUUCCCUAUAUAAACAUGGAAAGGAAGCAGGACGCCACACAGCGACGUCAUACACUUACAAUACUACCAAGAGAGGAAAAUGGAACCCUGCAUCAGGAGGAAAACCAGGCCUCGACUCCCGGGAACGGGGAUUCGGAGACCUCCCGUCCCCGUGCGACGGCAAUACCAGGGCCACCAAGUGAUUGGUGGAACCCCGGGCGACAUCAUCAUCGGCAGCAACAGGGCGCUGUGGCAUCGUGCGGAGGCACUAGGCCAUCAGGACCACGGGGCUGACCAGGAACGACCGUCCCACCAAGACUCGAGCGGGGAAGCCGCUCACCAGACACCCCCGACUCCCCACAUCGAGGAAAUAAUCGAAGGGGAACUUGGCCGAGCACAAUCACCCAGGGAUGUGCAAGCGGACACCCCACAUGUGAUGGACAUCGAUGGGUACCAAACCGAAUACGCGGCCUAUGUACAGGACAUAUUGGGAGAAGAGCAGCAGGGGACACCAACUCAGCCAGAAGCGACCAUCCCUGUCGACGGACAUCACUCCGACGGAAGAAGGAAGAGGAGAAGGACAGGGCGGAAAAGGAACGGCGGUGCAAGGAAAAAAUCUCCUCGUCGGGGGAGGCACUGUGACGACCCGGCAUCGUCACAACGGACGGCAUCCGGAGCGGUGUAGCGCGACGCGCGACGAGCGGCCUACUCCGGCUACACACCCCACCGUGCCCCGCCGACACCGCGCGCCUAUAUAACCGCGCGCAGCGCGGACCGGCCAGGCAGUCGGUGUGCUGAGCCCGAGCAAGGCACAACGGCUGCUCCGCUUGGUGUGGCGGCGUGGAAGCCCGCGUUCGCCCCAAGUGUCCCUAGGUAUAAGUCUCCCAGCCGCGUGGCGCCCCGCGUAGUUAGCCAGGAGACUUCCCCCCUCCUUCCCCCGUAGUAUAACCUCUCCCGGCCGCGUGGAAGCCCGCGUAGUCAGCCAGGGUGGUCAUCCCCAGCACCGUUCCCCCGUAGUAUAACCUCUCCCGGCCGCGUGGAAGCCCGCGUAGUCAGCCAGGGUGGUCAUCCCCAGCACCGUUCCCCCGUAGUAUAACCUCUCCCGGCCGCGUGGAAGCCCGCGUAGUCAGCCAGGGUGGUCAUCCCCAGCACCGUUCCCCCGUAGUAUAACCUCUCCCGGCCGCGUGGAAGCCCGCGUAGUCAGCCAGGGUGGUUAUCCCCAGUACCGUUCCCACCGUAGACCUAUCCCGGCCGCGUGGAAGCCCGCGUAGCUAGCCAGGACGGUUUAUUCCCGACCUUGUUCCCCGGGGAACGUUCCGUUAUCCACUAUUUCCAGGGCACGCUGCCAAACCUCGGGUUAUCACAUAUACGUAUCAUAUUCAUAUAUAUAGUUGGAUAUAGCUCGCUCCCGUCUGGAGCGAAACCAGUGUAAUUAGACCUAAGAGUUCUUUAUAAAUAAAAGGCGCGUAAGACGCCAGUUUGUUACUUUUAA